Molecule: messenger RNA, 2148 nt
Organism: Poeciliopsis prolifica (blackstripe livebearer)
Lineage: Eukaryota; Metazoa; Chordata; Actinopteri; Cyprinodontiformes; Poeciliidae
Product: transcription termination factor 1-like
Exons: 11
Coding region: 16-1914 (632 amino acids)
Source: RefSeq, a predicted model, not a curated record
UUAAAGUUUAAGUUUAUGGCCUUUGACCUCUUUAAAUUUCAUAUCGUCGAUGAUCACCUGGUAACACGGACCCGGUUCUGGUGUCCUGGUUCCGGUCCGCUUGAACCCAGAGAUGAAGGCAUCAUGGCGCCACCAGGUGAAUCCCAGAGGAGAAGAAGGAAGGAGGAGGAGCUGAGCAUUCAUGGGAAGGAUGGAGAGACUGAAGGUCAGAGGAGGAAGAGGAGAAGGUCAGCAGGUCAGCUGGAACAUCUGGAUCCGGUCAGUCUCAACCCUCCUGAGGAAGAGAAGCAGGUCUUCCUCAAGAGGAAGGCAAAGAAGAAGAGAGUCACAGGUGAGGAACAGGAGGUCGCUCUUCCUCCCACUGCUGACCUGAUGCAGCAAGAAAAGAAGAAGAAGAAGAAGAGACGUGAGGUGGAACCUCCUGCUGCUGGUGACCUCAACACUCAGAAGAAGAAGAGGAAGAAGACAGAAGGGAGAGAAGAAGAAAUGAUCUGCCUUCCUCCUGAUGGACCAACACAUGACCACAAGAAGAAGAAGAAAAAGAAGAUGAUGACAUCACAGCAGGAAGAUGAAAACCACGUUUGCAUCUCCAUGACAACAAUCUCUCCAGGCCAAGAGGAAGCUCUAGAAGCUGAGCGAACCAACCUCAGCAACAAGGAGAAAGAGAAGAAGAAGAACAAGAAGAAGAAGAGCAGCGGGACGGGCUCAACUCAGAAAGAGACGAAGAAGAAGAAGAAUACAAAACCACAGAAGAAGAAAACGGAGCGAGGAGAUCUGAGCUGCAGGCCAGAAGAAGGGGUGGACUGGGCUCUGGUGGAGGAGCUCCAGGACUAUCUGCCCCACAUCAGGAGGAAAUGCCUCAACCAGAUCAAGAAGAUUUUGAGAAGUGACCUCCAUCGCUUCAGGAAGUUCAAGCAGGAAGGUGUUCCGGCCCGUUUGGGUCGGUUCUCUGUGCAGGAGAACCAGCAGAUCAGGGAGAACAUUUCGGACUUCCUGGUUCUGACCGGGAUCGGUUCUGUGGAGAAGCUGCUGUUCCCUCAGAGGUUUGUGGAGGAGCAGGCGGCCAUCAGGAGGCUGAAGAAGCAGCACGGCUUCAUGGAGCGGAUCGCGGAUGGAAUCCCCCGGCCGUGUCACCAGGUCUACCUUCGGGCCUUGAAGAUGUUUGAUGAGAAGAACCAUAUGGGCAGGUUCUCCAAGGAGGAGCUGGCGGCGCUGAUCCGGUUCCAUAAUCUCUAUGGCAACAACUGGAAGCUGAUUUCACAGAAGAUGGACCGCAGCGUCUACUCGCUGCAGAAACGCUUCGCUGCACUCGCUGUGGAACAAGGCGCCUGGACCGGCGAGGAGGAGCGGCGGCUGAAGCUGGCGGUCCGGGAGCGGCUGGCGAGCCGGGCCGGUCCCGAUGGUUCCAGUUUGAGCCGAAACCAGCUGAGCCAAAGUCUUCCAUGGGGGAAGAUCAGCCAGGAGGUCGGGACCCGGUCCUGGAUCCAGUGCCGCGGCAAGUGGUUCUUCCUCCUGGAUCGUCGCAUGACGUUUUACGGAAACGUCUUCAACAGAGGAGCAGAGGGCUACGAGGCCAAAAUCUGCCUUAUCAGCACGUUAUACGACAUGUCGGUGGACGACAUCGCCGACGUCGACUGGGAGAAGGUCGCUGCAGCUGUGGGUGAUGUGACCCCAUGGAGCGUCCAGCGAAUGUUCAGCAGGCUUAAACAACGUAAAGUUCCACAUUCCCACUUGUUGUCUUUUGGAGAGAUUGUCGACUUCCUGUACCACCGAGUGGUUCCUGUCCUGCAGAAGCGACUGAGGUCUUUGGACGGGUCGGCGGAGCUACAGGACCGCUGCAGCCAGGACAGGUACCAGCUGUCGGACAUCUUUAACUCAGACCUGGAAGACGACAGUGAGAUGGACGACAUCUGACCUCCAAUCAGAAUACAGGGAUUAUUUGAAAGCCCCACGUCAUCUGUGAGUGGGAUGGGCUGCAAUCAUGGACAGGAAGUGGACUGUUGGAUGCUUUUAUUUUGGAAUCUUGCAUAUGCUGACCAGAUUUGACUGUUUUUAACUUUGUUUUAAAUCAGUUUGACAGCUGAGCUGACUGAGCGUCAUUAUCUUUCUACUUCCACUAAAUGAUGAUCAAUAAAUACAUCAGAAACA